Molecule: messenger RNA, 4135 nt
Organism: Corythoichthys intestinalis (scribbled pipefish)
Lineage: Eukaryota; Metazoa; Chordata; Actinopteri; Syngnathiformes; Syngnathidae
Gene: lhx3
Product: LIM homeobox 3
Exons: 6
Coding region: 132-1319 (395 amino acids)
Biological process (GO): neuron differentiation; regulation of transcription by RNA polymerase II
Cellular component (GO): nucleus
Molecular function (GO): zinc ion binding; DNA-binding transcription factor activity, RNA polymerase II-specific; RNA polymerase II transcription regulatory region sequence-specific DNA binding
Source: RefSeq, a predicted model, not a curated record
GCACUUGUAACAACAGGAAAGGACGACCACUAUUGGUUGUUGUUGGUUUUUUUUAUUUUUAUUUUGUUUUUUGAACCCCUUAGUGGAUCACAUUUUGGGGCGAGAGAAGGAUACGGCAAACGCACUGCAAAAUGUUGCUCGAACACCCUGGCUCAAGUUGUCAGAAUAACGCCAAUUUCUCCCGCUACAGCGCAGGUCAGGACAUCCCAGUGUGUGCGGGCUGUAACCAGCACAUCGUGGACCGCUUCAUCCUCAAAGUGCUGGAGCGUCACUGGCACAGCAAGUGUCUUAAGUGUGCUGACUGCCAUACUCAGCUGGCCGACAAGUGCUUCAGCCGGGGGGACAGCGUAUACUGCAAGGAUGACUUCUUCAAGAGAUUUGGCACCAAAUGCGCGGCGUGUCAGCAAGGCAUCCCACCCACGCAGGUGGUGAGGCGAGCCCAGGACUUUGUUUACCACCUACACUGCUUCGCGUGCAUCGUGUGCAAGAGGCAGCUGGCUACGGGAGACGAGUAUUACCUGAUGGAAGACAGCCGCUUGGUGUGCAAGGCUGACUACGAGACCGCCAAACAAAGAGAAGCCGACUCGACCGCAAAAAGGCCCCGAACGACCAUCACGGCCAAGCAGCUGGAGACCCUGAAGAACGCUUACAAUAAUUCUCCCAAGCCGGCACGCCACGUCCGUGAGCAGCUCUCCUCCGAGACGGGCCUGGACAUGCGGGUCGUGCAGGUUUGGUUCCAGAACCGGCGGGCCAAAGAAAAGAGGCUGAAGAAGGAUGCCGGGCGCCAGAGGUGGGGCCAGUACUUCCGCAACAUGAAGAGGUCGCGUGGUAGCUCCAAGUCAGACAAAGACAGCAUCCAGGAGGAGGGCAUGGAUAGCGACGCUGAGGUGUCCUUUACAGAUGAACCUCCGAUGUCCGAGCUCGGUCACAGCAACGGCAUCUAUGGCAGCAACUCCCCAGCCAUGGGGGGCCGCCAAGGGGGCAACAACCAUGCCUCCUUCCCUCUGGAGCACGCAGCCAUGCCCUCGCAAGACCAAUUCCAUGACAUGCGCUCCAACAGCCCCUACGGCCUACCCCAGUCUCCAGGUUCUCAUCCGGCGCUACCUCGCCAUCAGCCACUCAUCACCAGCUUGGUAUACCCAGAGUCGGGCCUGUCCAUCAUGACCCAAGGCGGGGGGAUGAAUCCUGCGGUGAGGGUUUCCAUCGGUGCCGCCAACGGCCCAAGCUCAGACCUCUCCACCGGUAGCAGUGGUGGAUACCCGGACUUCCCCGCUAGUCCUGCUUCCUGGUUAGACGAAGUGGACCACGGACAGUUCUAAAUGCUCGAUUCUAACUGGACUAGCUGUUUCUUUUUUUUUUUAAUAUUAAUUUCGUCUGUUUUUCUUUUUUGGGGGGGGGGUAUUGAAAUGAAAACUGGUGAAAAUCACCAAUAUUCCGUCAUCGUUUUUGUUUGGAUAGAGGACAAACUUAAAAAGCACUUGGCCUGAUAUUGUUUGGAGCAGUUGUUGAGGACAAUAUAAAGACUAGAGUUGCACCGAUACCGUUAUUUGGCUCCCGAUACGGAUUACGAUUCUUAGCUGUGUGGUAUCGUCCGAUGCUGAUAUUGUACCAACACCAUGUUUUUUAAAACAUUUUUUGUUUUUCUUUUCAUACAUAAUUUGUACACACUCUGUUGACCGUAAAUUUGUUACUAUCACGGCUUGCUAAAAUACUCCUUAACUCAUUGGCUGCCAUUGGCUCUGGGUGAUGUCCAGUCUAUUUGAAGUAGGAGAGUAGCAAUGGACUGGACGUCGACUAUUGAUAACUUCAUUUCAAUAGGCAGCAGAAGCCUAAAAAGACCUUCCACUCCCGCUUCCAAAAUAGCCACAGGGCGGCCAUGUUCGUAAGGGCGACAUUCCAAUCAAAGCCAAUGUGUUUGAUGUUAGAAUUAAGUCAUCACAAUCAUCUCUCAACUCAUUUUCAUCAUGGUUAGGCAUGUGCCGGUAUGAGAUUCUGACGGUAUGAUAUAACCUUAAGCCCAAAAAAUCACGGUAUUGCAAUCACAGCUCUAAAAUGUGUUACUUUGAGAUAUAAAUAAAAAUAAUAAACUUUUUUUCCAUUGAACAGGAUUUUUAUUUUUCAAAACAUGAGCAAACUGGAACAUAGGUGUAAUGUUAAGUUAAAAUAAAAAAAUAAAAUGAAAUAUUAUAAAAUUGAAAUGCAGUCCUUUAGGUGAGCUUAAACCCAAAGCCCAACGUUAUUACCAUCAGAACAAAAAUAUUUGAAUAAUUUUCCAUAAAAAGUAUGUGUGUAUGUUUACACUAUACACACUCUUUCUCAACACAGACAGUUGUCCAAGAGAAAAAAACACGUUUUACCACCGCUAGACACACUGAACACGCUGGAGUUAACUCUCGUUGUUGGUGGGAAAUGUCCAUGACAAUGUUUACCAACCUUUAGUUUUGUAUAAAUGCGAAAUCAUAUUGGAGGUAUUGCCACCCUCCACAAAAAUGCCGUCUGUAACGCCGUCUGUAACUUUUCUGUAGCCGAAGUAUUCCAAUACCAGCGAUUUAAUUUUCUUCGAUGGGGGAAAAAGUUCUGGAGUCUUACCUCCUCCAGCCAUCGUGUAGCACAGCUGACUCACUGACACUGAGCAACAAACGGUGGGGGAGGGUUGCUCGACCAAAUGCUCGACAGUUCAGUUCAAACAAAAGUUUUUAUUUUCCAGUUCUUAAGGUUCAAAAAACAAAGAUAACAAAAAACAGCAACAGCGGGACACCAAUCAACUCAGUAAACUCCACAAAAAAAUGGCAUUGGUUCAAAACAUCAGUGGUCAAAAAGCGUUACACAAGUAUAUGGCGUAGGACAGGGCAGGUUAUCAGACAAACCGACACGGGGCAAGGUUAGACGUUGGCUAUUUAUACAGAGGGUCACAAGUGGACACGAUUUGCUUGAUUUGCAAGAGCAGGAAGUAAAGCUGAAGUAAGGAGGAACACCACUACCAAAAUAAAAGAGUCCUACAUGAACCAACACAAAACAUUAACAAGACUUCAGAGAUUUGACAGGGUUGAGCCUUGCAGCUGCAAGUGAGGGAUUUCUCUGUGCAUUUUGGGACAUAAAAAAUAGCUAAUCCCUUAGGGACGGUAUGACGGAAAAUUUUUGCGGUGUUGAAACCUUUACGUUUUCAUACCACGUAAUACCUUGAAAAGGGUAAUUGGCACAUGUCUAAUCAUGGUCAACGCAUAUGCUGUUUACGCAGUGGCUGCCAUUGAUGGCACUAGACGAACGUUUAUUUGCUGCCACCCUCCCACUUCAAAUGGCUUGGAUGUCUACUAGUGAUAAACUCAUUUAAAUUCACAGCAGAAAGAUGAUUGGACGGCACACAGUUGGACGUCUAUCAUCAUUUUGGGAAGGGCAACAAGUACUUUUUUUUUUUCUUUUUUUACACGAUGUGCGUUAUUGGAGGCCGUCUUGGGCUGGUUGGAAACUAGAUUUUGCAGAGUACGUAUUGCACAGCAUCGGCACGUUGAUUCUUUACACUCCCUGAUAUCGAUGACGUCAUUUUAGUGCGAUAUCAAUAUUAGUAUCCGUAUCUGUACCACCAAUAACGACUAAAAAUUCGACAUCCGUCAGCUCCUCCUUUUGCUUUUUUCGUCGUCUACGGUGUGUUCAGGUGCAAAAGUCUUUAAAUGUCUGUUUGUUGCCAAAUGUCAAUAUAUAUAUAUAUAUAUACAUAAAUAUACACAUAAUGGUUUAUCAUUGUGGAGACUUUAUUUUUAUACGAGGACCAUAAAAGGAAUCCAAUGAGUCUUUAAACAAAUGGCUAGAUAUCGUCGUGACGAUAGUUCUUAGGGGUCCAGUUCCAUCUAUGCAUUUGUGUGUCUUGUUCUACUCACAAAAAAUUUAAAAAAGUAUAAAAAAUAAACAGAGGAGGUGCUUGCUGCAGCAACCCUGGGCUGUGAUGUAUAUGUUUGUUUAUGUGGGAAAAUGUUUUAUGUCUAAUUUAUUCCUUUAUGGUGAUGACCAUGUUGAUUAUGAUGAAUCCUGAUGAAUGAUGCAGGACUUUAAUAAAUUAAUAAAUUUGUCAUUUGUUUGGCUUUCCUUGGCUGGAUCAUAUUGUAAUACAUCAGGAGAUGAACAGGAUUCUUAACAUUAA